Entrophospora sp. SA101 is the source of this 5136-nucleotide messenger RNA. NCBI's taxonomy places the organism in Eukaryota, Fungi, Glomeromycota, Glomeromycetes, Entrophosporales, Entrophosporaceae. The record is from the annotation of a GenBank genome assembly.
AUGACUAAAAAUGUUAUUUCAGUGAUUAGGUCAACAGCAACUGAUGUUGGAAGUAAGUUAAAUGAUUUACCUCCAGUAGCAAAUGCUACACCUGAUAUAUUAAAAGGAAUUGGAGAAGUGAGUGAAGCAUUUGCACCUUAUGUAAGUUUAAUAGGCUUAAUAGCUACUAUCACAGAUGAAACAUUAAAAAUUCUUGAAAAUGUAGAGUAUAAUAAAAAAACCUGUAAAAAUUUAAUUGACAGAAUACAAGCAGUAGAAUUUAGUGUUAAAAUAUUAAUAAGAAGGAGAGAAGAACACGAAGAAAAUUUUUGUAAUGCUGUAUACUAUAGAUCAUUUUAUCGAUUAGUUCAAAAUUUGGAAGAUAUUAAAAAUUUUGUACGCGAUGUGUCAAAACUUAAUGGAUUACGAAAAUUUACAGAUUCUAAAGCUAUCAAAAAAAAAUUUAAAGAGUUAAUCAAAGAAUAUGAUCAAGCUAUCAUUGAUUUACAUUUUACUAAAUGCGUUGCUGAUGAAGAACAACGCUAUGUUAUAGGAAGAGGUGUUGCUGACAAUAACAAAAAAAUCAAUAAGGUUCUAGAACAAAUUUCUUUAAUGAGACAAGAUUUAUUAAAUAAACUUGAUGAAAAUGCAAAUGCUAAGCAUACUGAACAGAGGAGUAAUGAUGAAGAGGGUGUUUAUGUACCAGAGAUUGUGGACAUUGAAUUAAUAGACCCUCCAAUCGAGUGUAGAGAAAGUAAGCCUUCUGGAGGAAAAGUUUUCAUGAAAUAUUGUAAGUUAGGAUAUUAUGUUGCAUGUAAAAGUGAUGCAUCUUUAGAGGGAAAGCCAAAGGGUUUUCCACGUAAUAUAGCAUUCUUAAAGAAAAUUGGUAAUGAAUCAUUUGAAAAAAUACCAUACGAAGGAUGGACUAUAGAUCGAAUAAAAAAACAUGUAACAAACAAUGGUAGAGAAAUAGUCAAUUUUAAAUCACAAAAACCUGAAGUUAAAAAGUCACAAGAUGAAUACUUGAGAAUUAUGAAAGAAGAUCCUUUUUGUAGACCAACAUUUCAAAAAAUCGUGCUCGACUUGAAUACUCUUAUUACAAUAGAAAAAACUAAAGUUGGUGAUUCGCCAUGGUUAAGGCCUCGUGAUGCAUCCGAGAUAAAACUUAAAAAAGAAUUUUCAACCAGUAACGCAGAUCAAAUUAAUCCAGAUUCAAAGUCUCCGCCAUCGUCAAUAAGAUCACCAAUUCUAUCAAAAAAGGUAAAAGGAAAAUUACCAGAAACAAAAAACCUUUCAAAAAUCGUUAAUAUACCUACAAUGCUAGAAGGUAUUUCUAAACAUAAAAAAGGUUGCAAAGAUGAAGCCUUAAAAAUCUUUAUUGAGCAUUUAACAACAUUCAUCACUCAACAUACUACCAACUAUAAAAACAAAUCUAUUUUGAAUAACGUUGAACCAACUGAAGAAGAUAUGGAUAAUAUAUCUGUUAAAUCACAAAAAUUUCACGAAUCAGGAAAUGGUUUGGUAGUGAAAUCAAAAUCUAAUAAAAAUCGUUCAAACCAAAAUAAAACAAUCACUCAAGAACACGAUAUUUCAAGCACUACUACACCUAUAAAUUAUACGGAUGAACAUCCCAGAACAAAAUCAAGGAUAAUUAAUUUAAACAAUGCAUCUUUAACAUCAUCUAAAAUAUCACCGUCACCAUUCAAAACUCACGCAUCUAAAGCAUCAAUAAUCACUUCAUCAUCAUCACCCAAAAAAGACACAUCAAAAAUAUCUUCAUCAUCACCCACAACAACAAAAACUCAAACUAAUCGAGAAAAUAAACCAUUAAGCAAAUCUAAUACAAGAUCAAGAAAGGUUCAAGCAAAAAAAUCUGAAAUCUUUAAUGAACCUGGAUAUGAUAAUGAUUUAAAUAACAAUACUUCUGAUUCAUCAACUACUCUUGACAGUAUGGAUGUUGACAAUUCAAUAGCAAUUGAGUAUAUGGUAGAAUUACGUCAGCGUACCAGGCGUGUUAUUGCUGAAUAUGAUAAACGUCAAAAGCCUGAAGUCGAAGGUAAAUCUGAAAAGAGAAAACCAUCACGUAAAUCAAGAGCUGCUGUUUCUAUGGAAGUUGAGGAAGAAGAUGAGGGACGAAAGCAUGUUACAUCCGAGUUGAAAAUUCAAAAAAAAGAAGCUCACGAUUUAGAAGAAAGACGUAGAAUUUGGAAAGAUAUAGCUCGAAAUGCAAUUCCAAAAGUUCACAAAAUUGUUCAACAAUCUAUCAAUUCAAAACUUAGUAAUUCAAGAAAAGUCUCAAACUGUAUAAGAAAAGAAGCAAUAAAAGGUGUUCAAAAGGCCUCAAAAUCUCAUAAAGACAUCCAGGCUAAAUGCAAACAAGCUACGAGACAGGCAUUGAGUUAUUGGAAGAAGCAUGAAAAAAAUGAACGUGAGGAUCGCAAAAAAGCCGAAAAGGAAGCAAUGGAGAUUUUGCGUGCUGAAGAGGAAUUGCGUGAAGCUAGAAGGCAAGCACGUAAACUUAACUUCCUUAUAACUCAAACUGAAUUGUAUAGCCAUUUUGUCGGUAAAAAGAUUGGAACUCAUUCAGCAGAUGAAACAACUGACACUACAACAGCUUCUGCAUCAGAAUCAUUUUCAAAUGUCAUCUCUACAGAUAAUCUAACAAUUGGUGAUAUUGAUAUGGACACUAUUAAUAAUGAACCAUUCGAAUCAUUCAAAGAUAUUAAUUUUGAUCAAGAAGAUGAAUCUUCGUUGAAAAAGAAGGCUUUUCUAAGUGCUCAAAAUGCUCUUGCUCAAGUUAGACAACAUACACAAAAUUUUGAUAAUAAUAGAAUAGCAAACAAAUCUACUGCUGAUAUGACUGUAUCAAAUGCAGAUCUUGAUAAUAUGAACUUCCAAAAUCCUUCUAGUAUGCCACCAAUGACUGAAAUUAAACAGCCUUUUUUACUUCAGAAUUCAGAAUCCCAGAACAUAUGGGGUCCAUUCUUAGUGAUUGCUCCUUCAUCAACUCUACACAACUGGCAACAAGAAAUUGCUAGGUUUGUUCCUAGCUUUAAGAUACUACCAUACUGGGGAAAUCCUAGCACUCGUAAAGUGUUAAGAAAAACAUUAAAUAAGAAAAAUAUCAUGUUUAACAAAGAUGCGCCUUUCCAUGUUGUCAUCACUAGUUAUCAAUUAGUAGUGCAGGACAAAUCUUAUUUUGAGAGAACGAAAUGGCAAUACAUGAUUUUAGAUGAGGCACAGGCUAUCAAAAGUAGCACAAGUGCUCGUUGGAAAGCACUCCUUGGUUUCCAAUGUCGAAAUCGUCUUUUAUUAACUGGUACUCCAAUACAAAACAGUAUGCAAGAAUUAUGGGCUUUGUUACAUUUCAUAAUGCCAACUCUUUUUGAUUCCCAUCAAGAAUUUAGUGAAUGGUUCUCUAAGGAUAUUGAAAGUCAUGCUGAAAACAAAGGAUCAUUAAAUGAAUUCCAACUUAAAAGAUUACACAUGAUUCUAAAACCAUUCAUGUUACGUCGUGUUAAGAAAACUGUCCAGAAUGAACUUGGUGAAAAGAUUGAGAAAGAGGUCUUUUGUACUUUAACCGCUAGACAAAGAAUGUUAUAUCGUGGUCUUAGAGAAAAAAUAUCUGUAUCUGAACUAUUGGAACGUGCAGCUACACUGUCUGAAAAUGAUUCUAGUGUUGAUAGCUUAAUGAACUUGGUCAUGCAAUUCAGAAAAGUUUGUAAUCAUCCUGAAUUAUUUGAACGAGCAGAUGUCACAUCUCCAUAUUCCUUUUGUGCUUAUAGCAACACUUGGAUGAUAUCUCGAGAAGGUGACAAGUUAUACCUGCCUUACUCAACAAAAAAUUUAAUAUCAUAUCAUCUUCCAAAGUUGGUUUAUCGGGACGGUGGAAUAUUAGAAGUACCUCGUGAAAAUUCAAAUGCUGGAUCUCGUAAAUUUGUUCUAGACCACUUGAUGAAUAUCUGGUCUCCUGAUUAUAUCCAUAAAUCGAUUAAUGAUUACGAAAAUGAUACAUUUGGAUUUUUAAGAUUUAUUGAUACAAGCCCAUCAGAAGCAUCUUCUAUAUUCCGUAGUAAUAUUGUUCAAAAAUGGUUAAUGCACCUUUUAAAUUAUAAAUCUAGAGGAGUGCAUAUAACAGAUGAAAAUCCUGAAAGUUAUCCAAUUGCUGCGAUUAAUAAUCGCGCAAAAUUUUUGAUUUCUGAAACGUCUUUUGCCCUUUCGUUGACAAAUGUUGAGAACUCUGAUAUUUUAACUGGAUUAACAACUAUAUUUGAACAUACUACAAAAUAUGAAAUUCAAAUGCAAAAUCCAUGCUACAUGCCAAAAGUUAUUGCUCCUCCUAUCCGAAUAGUAUGCCAUGAUAAAUGUUUUCAUAACGACCAAAACAGUAUUCUUUUUGAACCAGAAAUCAGAUCCUCGUUUACUGGCACAAUAGAAUUGUUGCCUAAAAAAGAAAGAAAAAGUAAUAUUGUUGGGAAAUAUUUAGAACAAUCAGGUGGUAAAGCUAUGAAAAAACUUAUUAUGGAUUCUGGGAAAUUAGCAACACUUGACAAACUUUUAGAAGAAUUGAAAGCUGGUGGACAUCGUGUAUUAAUCUAUUUUCAGAUGACUCGCAUGAUUGACUUGAUGGAAGAAUACCUGGCAUAUCGUCAAUACAAGUAUUUAAGACUUGAUGGUUCUUCCAAAAUAUCUGAUCGUCGUGAUAUGGUUGAAGAUUGGCAGUCAAGUACUCGAGCGGGUGGACUAGGUAUUAAUUUGACUGCUGCUGACACUGUAAUUUUCUACGAUAGUGAUUGGAAUCCUACAGUUGAUCAACAGGCUAUGGAUCGUGCACAUCGACUCGGUCAAACAAAACAAGUCACAGUAUAUAGACUUAUUACUAAAGGCACAAUCGAAGAAAGAAUAUUACAGCGUGCAAAACAAAAAGAUGAGAUCCAACGGGUAGUAAUUUCUGGUGGUGAGUUUAAACAAGUUGAUUUUAAACCACGAGAAAUUGUGUCUUUGUUACUUGAUGAUGAUGAACUCGACACCAAGUUUCGAGAACAACAAUUGAAGAGAAGGGCUGAAGAUACCACUGCUACCAAAAAGGGACGUUUGGUCAAACGCCGUAAAAAGGAAGCAGUGGGUGGCGGUGAAUCAAAUGAGGCCAUCGGGUGA